AUGGAGCUUGUAAAUCGGGACGCUUCUCUUAAAAUAAAGGUUAUCAUUGCUCAUGUUGUUGAGAAAUACCGGUAUAUCAUAUCAUACAAAAAGGCAUGGAUUGCAAAGUGUAAGGCAAUUGAGUCGCUCUAUGGAAAUUGGGAGACAUCUUACAACGAUCUUCUGCAGUGGAUACUGGUAAUGAAAACAUAUCUUCCAGGUACCAUUAUAGAAUUACAAACCCUACCUGUGAUUUCAAAUGAUGGUUCAUACUUGGGUGACCAAAGGAUAUUUCAUCGUCUGUUUUGGGCGUUUAGACCAUGUAUAUGUGGCUUCGCGUAUUGUAAACCAAUUGUGCAGGUUGAUGGAACUUGGUUGUAUGGCAAGUACAGAGGGACUCUGCUGAUGGCUGUGGCACAGGAUGGGAACGGGAACAUAUUUCCGAAAGCAUUCGCAUUAGUUGAAAGUGAAACAAAGGAAGCCUGGAGUUUCUUUCUUAAGAAUUUGAGAAUGCAUGUUACCCCCCAAGCAAAUCUAUGCCUAAUAUCAGACAGGCAUGAAUCAAUAAAGAGUGCAUACAACAACCCGGAAAAUGGAUGGCAGUUUCCUCCUUCAUCACACGUCUAUUGCAUCAGACAUAUCGCGCAAAACUUCAUGCGGGAGAUUAAAGACAAGGAUCUGCGGAAAAUGGUUGUUAACAUGGGUUAUGCAUUAACAGAGGCAACGUUUAACUACUAUCGGGGGGAAAUCCGAAGAAUAAACAACGACGCUUUAUCAUGGAUAGACAACAUCCCUCGCGAGAAGUGGGCAAGGGCAUUUAACGGAGGGCAACGCUGGGGUCACAUGACAACUAACCUAGCAGAAGCAAUGAACGCGGUGUUGAAAGAAACCCGGAACCUUCCAAUCACUGCAUUGGUCAAAUCUACGUACUAUCGUUUAGGAUCACUAUUUGGUAGAAGAGGCCAUCAGUGGAUAAAAAUGUUAGCCUCUGGGCAGGUUUUCACUGAUAACUGCAACAAGGGGAUGGCUGAGGAAGUCAUCAAAGCUAACACGCAUAACGUCAUGCAGUUCGACCGAGAGAGAAUUUCAUGGUCCAAGAGAAGAUUAAUCAUAACGACGGUCGACCAACCGCAACGUUUAGCGUUGAUCUAA
Molecule: messenger RNA, 1131 nt
Organism: Lathyrus oleraceus (garden pea)
Lineage: Eukaryota; Viridiplantae; Streptophyta; Magnoliopsida; Fabales; Fabaceae
Exons: 1
Coding region: 1-1131 (376 amino acids)
Source: RefSeq, a predicted model, not a curated record